Messenger RNA from Gossypium arboreum, 2384 nucleotides. RefSeq names its product serine/threonine-protein kinase STY46-like. Gene Ontology annotation, molecular function: ATP binding; protein kinase activity. The transcript is spliced from 16 exons. Bases 473 to 2131 code for a protein of 552 amino acids. The record is from RefSeq and is a predicted model, not a curated record. Gene Ontology annotation, biological process: protein phosphorylation. NCBI's taxonomy places the organism in Eukaryota, Viridiplantae, Streptophyta, Magnoliopsida, Malvales, Malvaceae.
UUUCCUUUUUUUUUUUUUUUGUUUUUCUCACCCUUUUUCUGCUUACGAAAAUGUCAUUCUCGUAAUUCUCUGUACUCCUCAAGGUCAUUUCUGUACUUGGGAAACAUAUUUUAAUCCAAAGAAUUGGCGAACUCUAUCCACUGACUAAUCUCCUAAGUCCUAAUAUUUUAUUUUAAGGACGAAAAUGGAAAAAAGAAAACGAAGUCUCUCUCACUGUUUGGCCAACACCCUUACAUGAACAUUCGCCUUCACCUGUUCCUUCUCUGCUACACUUUAAUGUGAACUUCCAAAUUUACCCUCUGUAUUCCCUUGAAACCACAAUCAUCUCCCUCCAUUUUGGUCCUCUCAAAUUCCAUCACCAGUCAAAGAUCCUUCACUUUGAUCAACAACCAAAAAACCACUGUAAUUUCUGACCUCAUGCGAUGCCUAAAUAGAAACAACGAAGAACACGAAGGAGUAGGUUUCGUUGUUGAUGGAUUUGACUGAAGGUGUCGGAGAGAGCUCAUCGCCGCCGAGAAGCUUUGGCAGCUUCAACAGCUACGAUGUCAGAAACGACGUUUUCAAUCGCUUAGUCGAAUCUGGCCACGAACAAGCUAUUUCUAAUCCUGACUUUCGCGACUUUUUAGAUUCUCACUUCAAUCGCUUGCCUGCUAGCUAUGGACUUGAUGUUAAUAUGGAUAGAGUGGAAGAUGUUUUGUUACAUCACAAGCUGCUUGCAUUGGCCAAGGAUCCGGAGAGGCGGCCAGUUUAUCAUAUCCGCUUCUUGGAGAACCUUUGCACCAAAGCAGAUGCUAUUGAUGAUAAACAAUAUAUAAAUUCUUUAUCUCCCCAGUCUUUUGAUGAUGGAGAUAGUGAAAAGGUUGUUCCAUCACAUAAAAGAAGCAGGGAUCAUCCAGUUGACUUUGAACCUUGCUCUAAGCUUGAGGACCUAAAUUUGGAUGUCAGAAAGAAUUCCAAGUGUGAAGAAGACGUACAUCUGACUGAGAACUUUACCAAAAGGCAAGAAAUUGUACAUAUUCCAACUCAUGAAGUGAUAUUUUCUACCACUGACAGGCCAAAGCUGCUUAGUCAGCUUUCUGCAUUGCUUUCAGAUAUAGGACUUAACAUUCGUGAAGCACAUGUGUUCUCAACAACUGAUGGCUACUCUUUGAGUGUGUUUGUAGUAGAUGGGUGGCCUGUUGAGGAUACAGAUGGUUUAAAUAAAGCUAUGGAAAAAGCGGUCGCUAGAAGCAAGGGAUCUUUUCCUGGAUCUUCACAUUCACCUCCAGCUAUAGAAGAUGCAUCAGAAACACAAGAAAAAUCUGGCGACUGGGAGAUAGAUAGAAGACUUCUGAAGAUAGGAGAAAAAAUAGCUUGUGGGUCUUGUGGAGAUCUGUAUCGUGGUACCUACCUUGGGCAAGAUGUUGCUGUCAAAAUUCUUAGAUCUGAGCAUUUGAAUGAUACUCUUGAAGAUGAGUUUGCUCAAGAGGUGGCAAUCCUACGGGAGGUCCAGCACAGAAAUGUUGUUCGUUUUAUUGGUGCCUGUACCAAGUCUCCACAGUUGAGCAUAGUAACAGAGUACAUGCCUGGGGGAAGCUUGUAUGACUAUUUGCAUAAGAAUCUUAAUGUUUUGAAGCUCUCUCAGUUGCUGAAGUUUGCUAUUGAUGUCUGCAAAGGAAUGGAGUAUUUGCAUCAAAACCACAUAAUUCAUCGGGACCUGAAGACAGCAAAUUUGUUAAUGGAUACAGACAAUGUUGUCAAGGUGGCAGAUUUUGGUGUCGCCCGGUUCUUGAACCAAGGAGGAGUAAUGACAGCUGAGACUGGGACAUAUAGAUGGAUGGCACCUGAGGUUAUAAACCAUCAGCCCUAUGAUCAAAAAGCUGAUGUAUUCAGUUUUGCUGUUGUACUGUGGGAGCUAGUGUCAGCCAAGGUUCCUUACGAUACCAUGACACCACUACAAGCUGCAUUGGGAGUGAGACAGGGCCUGCGUCCGGAACUACCUGAGAAUGCACAUCCAAAACUCUUAGAUUUGAUGCAGAGAUGUUGGGAAGCGGCUCCUGACAAGCGACCGUCCUUCUCGGAGAUAACAACUGAGCUUGAGACACUUUUUGAGGAAGUUGAGGAAACAACAGAAGCAGUAAAUGGGAACUGAAGAUUUUUGUUAUGUAAGUAACCAGAUUGACACAUUUUAAUAUAUCUUUUCAUCACAUAGUAAGUAUAACUACACACGGAAGGGACACCCUAAACAAAAUGCUGAUUCGUAAUUCUUUUUUGGUUGUCUGUUUUGUUUUUGUAAUAACACUCUCUUACUUGAACAUGGUGUAGAAAGAAAAAAAUAUGCUUAAAUGCAAAUAUGAUACGAAAUUUCCUAGCUAGGUGAUAGUUUUCUUCUGGCUAUUAUAUCA